Candidula unifasciata is the source of this 972-nucleotide messenger RNA. The record is from the annotation of a GenBank genome assembly. NCBI's taxonomy places the organism in Eukaryota, Metazoa, Mollusca, Gastropoda, Stylommatophora, Geomitridae.
AUGUCCGUCGAGGAUCUUCUUAUCCACUUCCAGUAUGUCGAAGACGAUGACAACAACAGACAUAAUAAACAGUUCUACAUCCCUGGAGAGGAGGUCAAGGGAAUAGUAUAUCAGUCCUCGGAAAUCUACCUAGAAUCAGCUAAACGGUUGCUUGACGUUGGCUACGACAACGCGAUAGAGCUGAAGCCCGGCCUUCAUCAGUUUGGGUUCAAGUACCUCCUGCCUUCCGACAUUCCCUCCUCUUUCACUGGCAUCUAUGGACAGGUCACGUAUUUAGCAAAGGUCAAGCUGGACUGCGAGGACGCCAGAAACACAACACUCAGCAGUGAACCGUUCCUUGUCCUCCGACGGCCGGAGCUGCCUGUCGAGCUGUACAGCGAGAAACACCUCAAGAAAAGUCGUUUCUUUUUUGGUUUACAUUCUGGAAAGGUCAAAGUGACAUGCACGAUCGACAAGUCUGCGGCAAUUCCCGGGGACAACAUCAUUAUCGACGGUGAGGUGACCAACUGGACUGGCAAAGAGAUCACUCUCAUUCAGGCCUCUCUGAUCCUCGAAAGCCACUACUAUGCCGAAGAACACGAGAUUGCUUUCAGACAGUACCUCAGCAAACGUGACGACGUAUACGAUGUCACCUUGCGAUCUGGUAGGCGUUGGCGACAUAUUUAUUUACCUGUCCCGCCAUUUCUGCCAGAUUCUGGGCUCGAACAUUGCCAAAUUAUCAGUAUCAAAUAUAUCUUUCAGUUCAAGGUGAGGAUCGAAGGCAAGGAAGACGUGGUUCUAGAGACUCCACUGUUCGUAGGGAAACACUCGCCACAGUUUGGACCUGCAGGCAGAGACCUCAUGCUGGGGAAGAUGUGGCAAGGUCUGGGAGCUCCAGAUGAUGACCCGUCCUCCAAGGAUCUGCCCUGGUACGGAGGCAAAUCCAUUUACACGGAAAGUGUCAAUGGGGACUUCUUUGAUGUUCGAUCUUAG